This is a messenger RNA of Tilletiopsis washingtonensis, 1105 nucleotides long. RefSeq lists its product as hypothetical. The transcript is spliced from 2 exons. Lineage: Eukaryota; Fungi; Basidiomycota; Exobasidiomycetes; Entylomatales. Bases 10 to 1077 code for a protein of 355 amino acids. The record is from RefSeq and is a predicted model, not a curated record.
AGCGGCGGCAUGCGGCGGCUGAGGGCUGCAGCAGCGCGGCGCGGCGCCCCACACAGCGCACGCCGCCGCGCGCCCCGUGCGCGUCUCACGCUUGUCAGUGUGACUCGGCCGCCGCGUGCUCUCCAUCUUGCCUCUCAACCACAACAACCGCAGCUGCUGCCGUCCAGCAUGGGCAAGUUCUACGACACCAUCCCGACGUCGCUCAUCCCGUGGCUGGCCGCCCAGCCGCUCUUCUUCGUCGCCACUGCGCCGCUCGCAGGCGGCAACGUCAACUGCAGCCCAAAGGCCACCGAGGAGAAUGGCCGCGUGCUUCUGCAUGUCCUCGACGAGCGCCGUGUGCGCUAUCUGGACCUCACAGGCAGCGGCAACGAGACGCUGAGCCACCUGCGCGAGGAGGGCAACGGCCGCAUCACCGUCAUGUGGCUCAACCUCGUCGAGGGCGCGCCGCGCAUCGUGCGCAUCUUCGGCAAGGGCACCGUACACGAGCGUAUGGAUCCGCAGUCGGCAUUCAGCCGUCUUGCGCCGCCAGAGGCCCAGCUGCCCGUCGGCGUCCGGGCGCUGAUCGACAUCGAGCUGCACAUGUGCUCCACGUCGUGCGGCUACACGAUCCCCAUCUACGCGCCCGUGCGCGCCCGCCGGGCACUCGAGGAGUUCGCGCACAGGCAGGUCGGCAGUCCACCAGCGCCGGAGCACGAGGGCGUAGUCCACAACGGGCUUGGCUCGUACUGGAUCAAGAACAACACGCUAAGCGUCGACGGGCUGCCAGGCCUCGCAUCGUUUCAGAUCCAUGCAAGCGAGAGCGAGCAGGUCCGCCUGCUCGAGCGGAGACAGCUCUGGGACCGCAAGGCGCCGCCAGCCAUCGAGCCAGGGGCUGUCUCGGACCCUCCGUGGCCUGCCGCCAAGGCUCCCCCACCUGCCGUAGCAUCUCAGCGCCGCCCGUCUCUGCUGAGCGCCUGUCUGCUCGCGCUCGUCAUCGGCCUGGCCUCUGAUCUCCCUAGCGAGGCCACCUUCCUGGUGCGGUCGUGCAUCCGUGCCGCUGUGGCUCUGGCGGUGAUGCAGCUCAUGUCGCGAGCGUGACGGUGCAAUGUAGCUACUUCUGUGCAUG